AUGUCUCAACCGGCGUGGAUACACAGCAUCCGACAUCCAUGGUUCCAGCAAGCAAGUAGAAAGCGACCCCUCAACGACGCCGGCGCAGACUCGCGCGAUAGCAAGAGGCAAUGCACUGACCUCGAGCGCGGUUUUGCCCAUCUAUACAUUGGCAAUCACACCAACCCCGUCCAUUUACUUCCCAAUCCUUCUCCUGCCGUUGAAAUCAUACCAGACUCCUCGGAACCAAGCACCAUGGAUCUCGACGACAUGCCUGCGGUGGCCACGGAGGGUGCCAUCCUUCCCAGUGAAGUCGAAGAACCCACGUCUCCUUUGACUGGCAUUUCGGCAGAUCCCUUGUCCACGCAGUCGCGAGUACAGCGUUCGUGGUCAGAACCAGAAAAAGAUCGCAUUAUAGUGACUAGUCUCGACGACUCGGACGAAGACGAGGAUGAAAAUGAUGCAGGUGGCUUCAAGAUAUCAUCUGCCGUAUUAGAGCUCCUCCGCAACCCACCAGCCACGACGUUGAUCCCGUUGCAGAGGGUGGAUAAGGAGGAUACAAGUAGGGCAUUGAUAUUGUUUAAACCUGUGUCAGCAAUCGUACCAUCGCCUGACGAGUUGGUUGACGAGGACUCGUCAAGCCAGCCAGUAGUGGAUUCGAAUGCGAUGGACAUUGAGAUGAACUGAGCCAAAGAUUUACAAAUCACAACAUGUUUGAUAUUAUCUGAGAGCACAAGGUCUAGAGCGGAGUUGGACAGGACAUCUAUGUAUGUAAACAGCAAAAUAGAAAUAACACUGCAAGAACAAC
Messenger RNA from Coniophora puteana RWD-64-598 SS2, 787 nucleotides. RefSeq lists its product as uncharacterized. The transcript is spliced from 2 exons. The record is from RefSeq and is a predicted model, not a curated record. NCBI's taxonomy places the organism in Eukaryota, Fungi, Basidiomycota, Agaricomycetes, Boletales, Coniophoraceae. The coding region runs from base 1 to 666 and encodes 221 amino acids.